Messenger RNA from Heterotrigona itama, 7915 nucleotides. NCBI's taxonomy places the organism in Eukaryota, Metazoa, Arthropoda, Insecta, Hymenoptera, Apidae. The record is from the annotation of a GenBank genome assembly.
AAGGUAUACCUGUCUCGAGCACCACGGGGUGUAAAUUGCGACCGUGGCACCGACAGUCAGCUAGAUGGACAAAGACACGCAGAACCUUCGCAUUGGUAUGUAUACCUACAAGAAAGAUGCGCCAUGGAUAAAGAGAUGGCCCGAUUCUUUGGAAACUUGGAACGUGUUAUGGAAUUUUCGACGUACAGCAUUAGCCUGGAUCGAGAGAAAUUCCAAGGGAGAAGGGAACGCUGGUAACGAGUGGUAGAAAAACAAAGAGAAAUUGGGCGGUGGUCCUUUGCUGACUGAUUUUGUAGCUUGGGGUGAAUCGGGGUGACGCCCUGGCGAUCGGAACCAGAGGCACCUAGCGCGCCAUCUUCGAGAAGAUAAAGAGAAUUUCCGAACCGUGUGCCUGGUCGUGUACCGGCAACCUCUCUUCGCCCGAUCAACGGUCCUGGAGCCUAACUGUGACGGGGAAACGAUCAAAUCAGGUAACGCAACUCUAGUAGACUAGCGAAGAAAUAAUGUUCAAAAAACCGGAUACGUUGCUGCAAUAUGCAACAAGCUUGUUAUUUGAGAUACUGUUUACGUGGAUUGUCGCUAGUUGUGUGAAUAAUAUUUUGAUGAAUAUUAAUUUCUCGAAACUGGUAAUCAUAUAGUGUUUCUAGAAUAACAGUUAGUUUCUUCGAGGAGAUAUUUAACUAGAUAGAAUCACGAUAAUUGUACAUUUUAGCAGAAUUGAGUUUGUAAAAUUUGUAAAACAAAUUUUAUUAAUUGCACGUUAUACGAAUAUACUACAAAUUGCUUCGGAUGUGUCUACUAAAUAAAUUACGAUACAGACUAUUAUUACGAUACAGACUAUUGAUAAUCUAUAACAAAAGUGAUGGUGUUAUGCACUUGGUUAGUUGCAUCAAAUGAUUCAUUGAAAUUAAUGAUUAGCUAAUGUUCAGUUGCUAUUAAUAACGACUACUACUGAUAAAUUAACGCCGGUUUUAACGUAAUUGUUACGAGUCAAUGAAAUUGAAUAAUAUACAAACACGUUGACAUUAUAGCCUGGUUUUAUUGAAAUAGUAUACUAUAUCAAGCAAUAUAUUAAUGUAACGUAUUGAAAGAUAAUGAUUAUAGACAAAUUUCAUUCUAUCCAUUAUGCAAAUCCGCGUAAUGUCUCACUUUUUAUUCGGUUUAUCUAAUCGUAACAGUUUACACGCUAUUUAGUUCGUAUACGUAUGAUCAAUUAAAAAGCAAUGUGUGUAAUGACAUUAAACACAAUCAAGGUCGCGGUCCGUUUUGCUCGUGACUGUUUUACCGACUUGCUUUGUCUACCGCGAAACUUAUUUACCUAGCGAGCAGGAAUUUGUCGGCUUUGUGGAUAUUUUAUCUGCAACUUGGUCCCAAACUUCUCUUGCAAUUUCAAAUUUCUUUUAGUAUUUCGUCUGGUAUCAUGAAAAUAUAUAUCCUCCUUGCUAUAUAUUGCAUGAAAUUUCUUGAUAAAUUACGCAUUGUGUGAAAAAUAAGUAGAAAGAUUUUACAAUACAUGAAAAUUAAAAUGUUAGUCAUGUCCAAACUACAGAAAUAAUUCACUUCAGAAAAUUUCUUGCCGAAAUUUUAUCUUGGACAUACAAAAUUCUAUCGUACCGCAAAUCCAAAUCAUAUAAAAUAUUUAACAUCUAUCAUCAUCAUACAUGUCACAGACUGUGCCAUUAUUGAAAAUGUGUCAACGUUACCAAUUCCCGAGACACGCUUAAAAAAUUAACAUCGAAAAAGGGCACUUUUGUCGUUAACACAUUUUAUGAGGACGAUCUACUUGGUCGCAGAUGCGCAGAGAAAUUCGACCGUCCGGAAUCUCUCGUUCCGAGCGAUAAAACGAAGCGGCGCAAUCGAAGGGCGAGAAAAAGCGUAAGGAUGAGGCGGUGGAGAAAGAUUCGGCCCUAAAACGCCGACGAGGCACAGAUAAGAAACGAUCCUGUGACGUUUCGUCUGCUCGUAUCUUGCAGAUUACCAAUUCCUUCUACUAUAGGAUCGCAGGAGGUGAGAAGUUUGCGUUCAGCAUCCGUCGAGAACGCACGUGAAACAAGUAGCAGAAGUUAUCAACGUGAGUAAACCGUUCUUCCUUCGUAUUGACAUGAAUUUGAUUAUUUUUGUUUUGCCUUUAAUUCCUCGUGUAUUCUCCGAUCGUUAAGACUCAUUGUCUUUAAAUAUACAGAUGGUAACGGUCGUUCGUGAAAGUGGGGUAUAACUUUAAUCAUGCGUCUCGUGUAUUCAACGAUCGUUUUGCAAAUGUUUCCAUACGUACACGAUGUUUCUGCAAGCCACAGAAAAAUGUAAUGUAAUUGUUAAACUUCGUGUUCUAAAAGACGAGCUAAGAGAAUCGAAUGUCGGGAACGUAGUUCGCGUUCACGAUGCAUGGUUUGUUAUUACGAACAAUUUUAUUAAUGCUCCGAGAAAGUAUGGCAAUGCACGAAUACGGUGAUUAUGGUGUAGUCUGGAAAUUGAUCUAUUAAUUCUUGGAACGUACCAACGGCAACGGUUAUAAUAAUUUUCCAUGUUUUAUCGAGAAUUAUCGAGAUUUGGUUUGCUCGAUGGUGGAAAAAUAAAAAGAAAAAAAAAAACAGAUGAACUUUCUCUAGGCAGUUCUUAAAUCUCGUGAGAAACAUUAAGUGGAAAGAAGUAAUAAUAUCUUUUUAUCGACCAAAAGAGUAAUUUUAACCGACCGAUCGUAAAGAUGUCAAAAGCGAUCCACAUUCUUGCAUGCGCUAUAAUUGUCGUCAUUCGACUAACUUUUUCUUUCGCCCCUAUAAAAGCUAGAAAUCUCACAUCAUCAUAGCGGCGUUAUGCUGUUAAUUUAUUAUUCGUUUUACUACGAAACAAUAAAACAUUAAUGACUUUAUUUUAUAAUUUAUAAUACGCUAUUUCUUUUUCCGAUAGUUUUGACAAAUUAUGCCAUAAAAAAUUUAUAACUUGUCUUAAUAAACAAAAUAUACGCGUUAUUUUAUAACUCAAGAUGUUUACUUUGCAUCUCGCUAACAAUUAUAUUAAAUAGCAUUCACAAAAAAAUAGUUAUAGCUAUAUUGAAAUAUUUAUACUGUUGCUCACACAAAGAAAAAAACUAUUCCAUUUUAGAAUUCCCAUCAGAAUUGCAAUUUAAAUUCAAGUCCAUUGGCGCGUAUUCGCACUUGCCCACUACUCGAACCAACUUUGUUCCAUUAUUCUCAAUUGAAGAAAUGUUUCAUUUACUAGGCAACUACACUUUUCAUUAAAAACGACAAGAACUAUUUCAAAAUCAAGUCGAACAAUCAUAGUGAAUAAUUUUUGCACGUUUGAAUAUGACGCCUAGAUCUUUUUUUUUUUCAUCUUCCAAGAAAUGCAAUUUAAAUAUCGGGAUAUCUAUCCUUCCUAAUUCCGCAAAUCUUCGAUCAUCGUUCAAAUAUAUACGCGUAUAUCCACAAACGACUCGAAUUCUAGUCUACCGUUCAAAUUGUUGGUGGAUGUUUCUCUAUGAUUAUUUCUUAAGCAGACACUUUCGCGACGCAACGGGAUGCUCGUCGAACGAAAGGAAAGAAGGAUCGCGAAGCGAACGACCUGGCAAACAGCGCGGCGGGUUGCCAAGCACGUGACAGUCUGACGGACACGACACGACGCGUAGUGACGUAAUGACGUGGCGGAAGGUCCGGAACGCAGGGCGACAAGUGUGCGAGACAGUGACGGUGCCGCGAACGAGGCGGGCCACUUAACGACAUUAGCAGAAAGAGAGAGAGAGAGAGAGCUCGAUAGGGAUAGGCAGAGACAGACUUGUGACUCGAUGCGUUUUACUGCUGCUUUACGCCGGUUUAUUGCACCAUCAAAACAUAAAAUGUGCCCGGCCGAGAAGCGUGCACACGCGUGGGUACACCCCCACUUUACUUUUACCGCUGGCUGCCGGUUAAACCGGCCGACAUUUCCCGAUUUCUUGAUCCAAGCAACAUUCCAGCUCGUCUCUUUACCGAUCCGUUUUCCUUUCCAUGUUCUCCACCUUUUUUCAUCCUGUAACACUUUGGUGGUUUCAUUUUCCCUUAUUACUUAUUCGCAUUCCUAACGCUAUAUCCUUGUUUUUUGAACAUCUUUAAUGUUUUUCAGCAACUUCAAGCUCCACUUCACGGACGCAAACUGACCACGAGAGUAAGAACGUGGAGAGGUAAUUUGAUUUUUUAAAUCUUCAUUAGCCUGCAUGUUCUUGGUUUAGACUUUAUUAUUGCAAAUCGGACGUGUUAUUGCUGAUACAGUUUUUGUAAAACACUGUUUACAGUUUCUUGCCUGCUUAAGCUUCUUUCCAGCGUAGUCUGGUUUAUCUUUCUGACGUCGUUUCUGUUUCUACCUGUUCAUGGUCUUCGCAAUAAAUUUAAUAAUAUUGGAAUGGGAAUAUUCUACAGACACGGGAUUAUUCUAUAAUUAAUGCUUUCAAUACUAAGGUGGAUCUUUUCGGGAGGUUUCUUAUCUCCAGCAAUUUUCACACUUCACAUUUCUCACAUCCAACUAUUUCCUAUAACCAUGAUCAGCCUAUUGUAUGCGUAUAUAUGUACAUAAGAUAUUAAUCCAUUGUAAUUGCAAAACUACGUAUCGGCUCACGCCUCGAGAAAUAGAAUUCCGAAAUCCGGAGAAAGGGUUGUUCGGGAACUGGCCUGGGGAAAUAUUAUUUCAGAAAAUGGCGAUCCUCGAUGUUGGCCGGACAUGUCGCGCGCCAUUACGGCAUUUUGUCUGGCGGAGGAAACGAGAAAGGCGGGCGCAUUCCGGCGUUUUGCAUUUUGCCGACGACAAGGGAUGCCGCGUCGAUACAACUUUUGGAAACGAGAACGCGCGUUAUUGGGGAAUUUACAAAGACACAUGGUUCGUAAAUUGAAUGGGUUGCGUGUCGCAGAUUUUAUUAAUCGUGGAAGUCCGACCCGAUCGCCGCGAUUUCUAUCUUUUGGUUUCUCAACUUCGUUUCCGAUAACAUACGAUAUCGCCGUUAGUGUAAUAUCAACGUGGCAUGUUCGAAGGAAUCGAGUAUUUUUACCUUUCCCCGAGAUACAUCCACGACAUUAGUUUCGAAAUUUUAUUUCAAGUUCCACUCAAUUUUGAGAAUAAGAAUAAGCUUGAAUAAGAAUAAGCUUGAAUAAGAAUAAGCUUGAAAUAAAAUGAGAAACUUGAAAUUGAAUUGAAUUUCGCCGAGAUAAUUUUCCAAGAUUAUAAAUAACUGGCUGUAUUUUACAUACGUCGAAUGAAUUAUACGUAUGCUGGAUGCUAGUGUGAUUGAAUACUUGGGUUUGUAUUGUAGUAUUAGAGGAGUCAAUAGUGUUGCCAAUACUUUCGCAAUCCAAGCAUUUGAUCAGAAUAAUAAAAGGAAGUGAUAUGUAACAAACAUGUAUGAAUGAAUUUGCAUGGCGAUUACGUUCUAACAUUGCUUUGUUACCUCAUUCGUUUCAAGGUUGACUUUAAGUUAUGACUUCGUUCCUUAUGACAAUGUCACUACUUCAAAAUAUCCAUAUUCAAUUGAUUCGCAUCGCGAUAAAAACUUGACUAAUUGAAUGUAUUUGUAGAAAAGACCAAUGUAGUAUCUCUUGCUAAUAGGAUUGUUGAAAUUUUCAAAAAACUAGAUUGGACGAUACGGUAGCGUCAUCUGACGAAGGGUGGUUGAACGUUAGGCUCUCCCUUGUUUCGGAUAUGCCGCCAACCCCUCUGCAGAACCGACCGAUCAGACAAGAACUGAUUGGUGAACCCGCCCUUACCCCUAUACCCCGGAUGCUUCAAUGGGGGUUCCAGGAUACCGUCAGAGAUACAUAGUUCCUAGAAAUCACGCCAGAGCGAUUGCACAACUGUCCUGUGUUAUAUAACAAUGAGAAUACUUCUUAAAUAAUUAAAUAUCCUAUAUUACUCGAUACAGCAAUAAGAGAAUUGUGGUUGUAUUAUAUGUAUUAUAAUUUGACUUGAAGUGACAAUAACGAUAUGUAAAUAGAAAAUUUAUUAUUUGUCAGAUAAAUUUUCAAAGUCUAUUAACAAUUUAAGAGGUAAAUUUUAAGUUACGAGGAUCUUCCGAAUAGUUUUAACUAAUGUAGUUUAUUCAAUGAGCAAACUGACAAUCUUUUUCUCUCUGAUUUGAUUAUCUGACUUUUAAAGUAAAUAAUAUUCGGCGAUAUAAAAUAGGGUAGCUCCAUCAAUAAAAUGCUUCGUGUACGGAAAUUAUGUAUUUCAAUGAAACGCGUGCCAUCCACGAUUUAUUUAAACUCUCGAGGUGGAACAGUGAGAGAACGGAGGAGUAGGAAGUAAAGGAUUGGCGACAGGAUGAGAGGAAGCGUAACUCGUGACAUCUGUCGUUGCUAAUACGAAACGUUGUGGAAUCGGUAUGCAGCUCGCUCAACAAUGCAGGUCAAUGCACAGUGACACGAUAACUUUGGAAACGUUCAUAAAAUUUUAACUGCAUAAUAAAAACGUUACGAGCUACUAUCUCACCCAAGGAAUUACUGUUUGAAAGUUGAGUGCCGCCUUUCGCACAUCGAGGAAGGCGCCUAUCAAAAUUCGCGCGUAUCGUUUUCAAGGAUGAAAACCUGUUAAACAAAUGAAAGGUAUUUGGUAUACUUGAGAUAUAGUUGAAUAUACUUCUUUUUUAAUAUUAAAUAGAUGCAGGUAUUCAUAUCAUUCGCAUCUUUUUUUUGUUACUCUAUAAUUGCAAAUGAUACGUUGUAAAUUUGGUAUUGAUAAUUUGUAAAUUAAUUUGUAAAAUGAAUUUUUAAAUACUUAAAUAUCCAAAUUUUCCAUCACUAAAAUGCCUGGACUUUCAAUAUUAUAAAUUUCGAGAUGCCCGAUUUUCUAAACGUUCAAUUGCCCAUGCAGCCAAAUCUUUAAAUUCCCAGAUGCUUGAAUUAAAUUUUCCAAAUGUCUGAAUUAAAUUUUUAAUUGAAAUUUUCAAAUGUAAAUUACGAAAUACAAACUAUUUAUUUCUCAAAUUCGUUUCUUUAAUCCGAAUGUUUUCAUGGAAAAUGGACGCAAUAUCGGUGGGUGUCGUAAACUAGGAACAGGAAAUGUACUUACGACAACGAGUUUAAGGAUGACUUUGAACGGAUAGAAGAGGUCCGAGUCGUGCAAGGGUUGCGUGGUUGGCCUUGGAGGGUCGUUUGCACUGUUCUUGACCGCACGUAGCGGUCAGCGUAGAUCGUGGUCCUUCGAGGAAUGCAUGAAUCUCGUCGACUAUACCUACAUUAUGCUCAUUGUGCGCAUGGAAUAGUGGUUUCCCCUCUUUUCAACCGUUUCAACCAUAUGCUUUCUUACUUGAAGCCUUAAAAUCUUUUUACCAGUUUGUUACUCGUUCGACUUACCAAUUUUUCAAGUACACAUCAAGUAAAUCCAAUCAACCUUUCUACAAUUAACUUUUGCACUUCAAUCUAACCAAAUAUAACUUCGUUUAGAAUUUCGAAAAUCGAAUUCUUUUCAAAAUCAAUCACUCAGAUAUCGUCCUAUAAAUUUGUGAACGAAAUUCAACGAAUCGCGUUUCUGAAAAACUCGUAGUAAGAAAAACAAAGUAAUGUUUUCCAAUUAAUAUCAAACUUGACCGAUAUGAUUAAUUAAAUCAAUUGAAUUUAAUAAAACACACGUCUAUUUAAAAUUUCCUUAUUUUCAAGUUUUAAAGAUUUUCCAACUUGACGAUUUGCAAGCUACGCUCACAGCGCAGAAUAGAGAGAAACGACGAAACAAAGAGGCGUCGGAAUGCACACGGAGGAAAGGAAUACCUUGGUACGGACGUUCGGCAAAGCGGAGCGUGCAUUCGUCGGCCGUUAUCGUGGCAAAGUUAUGGCCGAUCGAUAAGGAAGUCUUGCGGGUUUACGGUGGAAACGAUGAUUUCGAGGUCGCUCCUCGGAUGCUGUCCUCCGAAAAUUCGACGGAGAUCCCGCGGACAUCUGCUCGACCAACUUUCGGGAAAGAGUUUCAA